This is a messenger RNA of Gossypium raimondii (Peruvian cotton), 1168 nucleotides long. RefSeq names its product protein SRC2 homolog. Lineage: Eukaryota; Viridiplantae; Streptophyta; Magnoliopsida; Malvales; Malvaceae. The transcript has a single exon. Bases 34 to 1017 code for a protein of 327 amino acids. Gene Ontology annotation, biological process: defense response. The record is from RefSeq and is a predicted model, not a curated record.
CCUCCCAGCAAUUUAAUGAUGAAUAAUUUGUAAAUGUUGUCCCAAGUAUAUCAGAAUAUUUUUUUCUUUGCUUUAUAUUUCAUGGAAUCCACCGGUGGCUUCAUAGAACUAAGAGUAAUUUCUUGCAAGUCUCUUAAAGCAUUCAACUUCUUCCAGAAGCUCUCAGUCUAUGCCUUUGUUUACAUUGCGGGUGAUGAUGACAAGAAAACAGAUCGGAAACAGCUUAAGAGGACACCGACUGACAGAGAAGGCGAUGGAAAUCCCGAGUGGAACCAUACGAUACGGUUUGAAGUUAGCGACGACUUGUUUCGGGAUUGCGAUAAAAUAUUUGUUCACUUUGAUCUGCGCCACGAAGGAGCCAUGUUUGGGGACAAAACAAUCGGGGAAGUUGUGGUUCCUUUACUGGAUCUGAUCCAAGAGUCUAAUAAUGGAGUUGUUAGAUUUGUGACUUACCAGGUACGGACUACGGAUGGCAAAGCAAAUGGAGAGUUGAAUUUCUCUUUUAAGGUGGUGAAUAUUGGGAAGGAUGAGGGUUCAAAGGUGGAAACCCCGGCGAGCCUGAUAACUGGCUAUCCCCUAUUUUAUCAUCACUCCCCUGCGCCUGAGCCUUCAUUGGAAGUUGAGAGCGAAUCGCCGAAAGCCCAUUAUCCAGUUCUAGAUUUAGAAGAUAUGUUGGUGCAGGGACCUCAUCAGCUUCACCCUACAUCGUCUGGAAGUCAGCAUCUGAAUCUGAUCCAAGAAACUAAUUAUUUUCUGCCACAAAAUGGUUACUAUGAGCUACCUCCGCCGCCCCCGCCUCCGCCUCCGCCUCCGCCUCUGCCAUAUCCUCCCCCACCCCCCGCAGCCACGGCAUAUGGCGGACCUUAUUAUUACCGCCACCCACCUCCUCCACCAGGGUCCAAUAUAUGGGGUCUCACCCCUUAUGUGGGUGGUCCUGGUUAUUGUGCACCUGAUGGGACGCAGCUCGGCUCUGCUGACGUACCGUUGGAGACUUGGCCGAGUGGUUGGCAGGAAUAGAGUGUGGAAGGAAAUUACCAUGCAUCUUCUGGGAAUGGUUGGUGAGGUUAAUUUUUAGCAAAUGUUUUUGAGUUGCCAUGUAUUAUUAUUAUUAUUAUUAUUAUUAUUAUUUGCUGAUGAAUGAUAAAAUUGUGUAUUUAACUAUCAAAAA